Messenger RNA from Armigeres subalbatus, 1649 nucleotides. It is a transcript of the gene Rpn5, whose product is annotated as 26S proteasome non-ATPase regulatory subunit 12. Lineage: Eukaryota; Metazoa; Arthropoda; Insecta; Diptera; Culicidae. The coding region runs from base 167 to 1546 and encodes 459 amino acids. The transcript has 4 exons. Gene Ontology annotation, cellular component: proteasome regulatory particle, lid subcomplex; cytoplasm. The record is from RefSeq and is a predicted model, not a curated record.
CUGGUCAAACUGCUUUUGGAUUCCGAUUUCGCUUGCUCAUGUUCGUUCUGUUUAUCCGGGUUAGUUGCAAAAAGUCUUUAAAACAGAAAAAUUAACAGUAGAACAGUAUUUAAGUAAUUACUCCUAUUACUGUUUCAGUACUGUAACGAAUUUAAUUUCGAUCAUCAUGGAUCAAAACAUGGACAUAAAUGCGUUUGAGGGUCGCAUCGUCAAGAUGGAAGUGGACUACUCGGUCACUUGCGAUGAAAAGAUCCCCCUGUGCAAGGAGAUGGCCAAGACCGAGAGCAAAUUCAACGAGGCGUUGGAAACGUUGCUUCAGCUGGAAAAACAGACUCGAAUCGGUGCCGACAUGGUGUCCAGUUCCAGGGUUCUGAUAGCAAUUGUGCAAAUUUGCUUCGAGGCUGGUAACUGGAACUAUUUGAAUGAGUAUAUCACGAUCCUGGUGAAGCGUCGCUCCCAGUCGAAACAAGCCGUGGCCAAAAUGGUGCAGGAAUGCUGUACCUACGUGGACAAAACGCCCGACAAGGAAACCAAGCUUAAGCUCAUCGACACGCUGCGGACGGUGACCGAAGGCAAGAUCUACGUCGAGGUUGAGCGAGCGCGACUGACGAAGAUGUUGGCCGACAUCAAGGAAAGCGAUGGGGACGUUACGGGCGCGGCGUCCAUUAUGGAGGAACUGCAGGUGGAGACAUACGGCUCGAUGAAUAAGCGAGAAAAGGUCGAGCUGAUCCUGGAACAGAUGCGGCUGUGCUUGGCCAAGCAGGACUUUGUCCGAACCCAGAUCAUCGCCAAGAAGAUUAGCAUCAAAUUUUUCAACGAUGCCGAGCAGCAAGAUCUGAAGCUGAAGUAUUACGAUCUGAUGAUUCGCUUGGACAAGGAUUCGUCUUUCAUUAAGACUUCGAGGCAUUAUUUGGCGGUGGUUGAUUCGGAGCUAAUUGCGAAGGAAACCGAGAGGCGUCAGAAGAUGAUGAUCUACGCCGUGUUGUACUGCAUUUUGUCCCCAUAUGAUAAUGAGCAGGUUGACAUGAUGCAUAAUUUAUCUAAGAACAAACUGCUGGAAGAGCUACCCGUGUACAAGGAACUGCUUCGUCUGUUCAUGUGCAAGGAGUUAAUCAAUUUUGACGCCCUAUGUACCGUAUACGGUGCCGAACUGAACACGCUCGACAUCUUCAACCAAGAGUCGACCCACGGCAAAAAGUGCUGGGCCGAACUGAAGAACCGCCUAAUCGAGCAUAAUGUGCGCAUCAUCUCCAACUACUACACCCGCAUCAACCUGAAACGCAUGGCCGAGCUGCUGGAUCUGAGCGAAGGCGAGUGUGAGGAGUAUCUCUCUCGGAUGGUCAAUGCCGGCACGUUGACGGUGAAGACUGAUCGCCCGGCCGGAAUCAUCCACUUCUCGACCAAGAAGGCCGCUUCGGAAAUCCUGAACGAUUGGGCCUUCGGACUGAACGAACUGAUGAAUCUGGUGAACAAGACGUGCCACCUGAUCAACAAGGAGGAGUGCAUCAACAACGUGAUGCCGGCCCCGACUGUCACGUCGUCCUAAUUCGCUUGAAAUUGAUAAUGCAUUAGGGUUAGCUAGAACUGUUGCACUGAGCAGUAUGAUAAUUUGAGUACAUAAAGCUUCUGAUCAUUAUAUGUAUAUAAAA